Messenger RNA from Verruconis gallopava, 1233 nucleotides. RefSeq lists its product as uncharacterized. The record is from RefSeq and is a predicted model, not a curated record. Bases 132 to 821 code for a protein of 229 amino acids. NCBI's taxonomy places the organism in Eukaryota, Fungi, Ascomycota, Dothideomycetes, Venturiales, Sympoventuriaceae. The transcript is spliced from 4 exons.
CCAUCAUGCGCUCAGAAUGGAGAUUCGCAGUUGCAACUCGCUGGUCAAGAAGGAUUAGCAGAGCAAAUUAGGCAUUAGGAUUUAACACAGGCUCAAUAUUGGUUGGUGAUCUUGUUCUGCCAUCUCGCAUCAUGGCCUCAGACGACGAAGCACAAGAUUUUUUAGCCUUUGGCCAUAACCUUGUCGAGCCUCGAGACAUCAAAGUUUCAGGCGAGGCUCUGAUUGAUUUUGAUGGCUUGCUAGCACCGCCCUUACGAUUGCAUGAAGAUUUGGCCGAAGGAUGCGGAGGACAACUUUGGCCCGCUGGUAUGGUGCUGGCAAAGUAUAUGCUGAGGCAUAAAGAUUUGAUCAAGAACAAAACGAUAAUUGAACUUGGGGCAGGUGGUGGGCUUGUUGGACUUGCAAUCGCAGUAGCCUCACAAGCUGCGUUCCAAAAACCACUUCAUAUCACGGAUCAAAUACCAAUGCUAGCCUUGAUGCAGAAAAACAUAGCUCUGAACGGCCUUCAAGAAAACGUCGUGGCUUCAGUCUACGACUGGGGAACUCCUCCUCCAGCGAAUAUACCGAAUAAGCCUGAUGUUGUCCUCGCUGCUGAUUGUGUUUACUUCGAACCAGCAUUCCCUCUACUCCAGAAGACGAUGAAAGAUCUUAUCGGCGACUCAACAGUUUGCUAUUUUUGUUUCAAGAAGCGGAGAAGAGCCGACAUGCAUUUCAUCAAAGGCAUCAAGAAGAUGUUCAAUGUUGAGGAAGUGAAUGAUGAUCCAGACAAAGCAAUUUACGGGAGAGAAAACAUAUUCUUACUCAAGAUCACCAAGCGAUGAGAAUGGAUUUUCGAACGGCUUGGCUUCUCUUUAACCGUUUGUACCAGGCUGGAUAAGCACAAGCCAUUUAAUUUAACACGUUUAAGGAGUAUCAGCGACCAAAUGCAAAGCACGAUAGGCACCAAGAUCGAGGGGAAAUCUUCCAGUAGUGGCUGAAAUUACACCACAAGAACUUUCAAUCGUGGGAAAAAAUGUUUGCUGGAGUCUUUCUGUGGUUCCGUAGAUUAACGGUAGUAUGGAUAUCUUGAUUACUUUCCCAUACAUUCACGUGACUGGUGUUUCCUCGAAUUUGAGGGUUGCCGUUCUCACUGCCGUUUGCGUGGAGCGGUUGGACAAGACAUAGCGACAACGCGACCUUCUGAAUGGCCGAUUCGUUGUCCGAAUUCAUCAUCAAAUAUCUCACUUGCUUCCG